Terrapene triunguis (Three-toed box turtle) is the source of this 5201-nucleotide messenger RNA. It is a transcript of the gene DGKD, whose product is annotated as diacylglycerol kinase delta. Gene Ontology annotation, molecular function: protein heterodimerization activity; ATP-dependent diacylglycerol kinase activity; protein homodimerization activity. The transcript is spliced from 30 exons. The record is from RefSeq and is a predicted model, not a curated record. Gene Ontology annotation, biological process: intracellular signal transduction; lipid phosphorylation; diacylglycerol metabolic process. Lineage: Eukaryota; Metazoa; Chordata; Testudines; Emydidae. The coding region runs from base 171 to 3653 and encodes 1160 amino acids.
UGGCGGCGGCGGGCGCCUCGCGGCCCCAGGCCGGGGUCGCUGCUGCCGCCGCCGCGGCGGAAGAGUCGUCGGACAGCGAGCCGGAGCAGGAGCCGGGCUCCCCGCACAAGCUCAUCCGCAAGGUCUCCACGUCCGGCCAGAUCCGCCAGAAGACUGUCAUAAAAGAGGGGAUGCUGAUGAAACAGACCAGCUCAUUCCAGCGCUGGAAGAGGCGAUAUUUCAAACUGCGAGGACGAACGCUCUACUAUGCAAAAACUGCGAAGUCGAUAAUUUUUGAUGAGGUUGAUCUGACAGAUGCCAGUGUGGCAGAAUCUAGCACUAAGAAUAUCAACAACAGCUUCACGGUUAUCACCCCGUGUCGGAAACUCAUCCUCUGUGCAGAUAACAGAAAAGAGAUGGAAGAUUGGAUUGCAGCACUGAAGACUAUACAGAACCGUGAGCAUUUUGAGUCUACACAGUACAGUAUGGACCAUUUCUCAGGGAUGCAUAACUGGUACGCCUGCUCACAUGCUCGGCCAACGUACUGCAACGUGUGCCGGGAGGCAUUAUCUGGGGUCACGUCGCAUGGACUCUCAUGUGAAGUAUGCAAGUUUAAAGCUCACAAACGGUGUGCUGUCCGGGCAACCAACAACUGCAAAUGGACGACACUGGCGUCUAUUGGGAAGGAUAUCAUUGAAGAUGAAGAUGGGAUUUCAAUGCCACACCAGUGGCUGGAAGGAAACCUCCCCGUGAGUGCCAAAUGCAUGGUGUGCGAUAAAACAUGUGGCAGCGUUCUGCGCUUACAAGACUGGCGCUGUCUCUGGUGCAAAGCCAUGGUACACACAACCUGUAAAGACUUGUUGCCAACUAAGUGCCCCCUCGGCCUCUGUAAAGUAUCUGUCAUCCCUCCCACGGCUCUGAACAGCAUUGAUUCAGAUGGGUUCUGGAAAGCCACUUGCCCCCCGUCCUGCACAAGCCCCUUGCUGGUCUUUGUCAACUCAAAAAGUGGAGACAACCAGGGUGUAAAAUUCCUAAGAAGAUUCAAACAGCUGCUGAAUCCGGCACAGGUCUUUGAUCUUAUGAAUGGAGGACCUCACCUUGGUUUACGUUUAUUCCAGAAAUUUGACACUUUCCGGAUUCUGGUUUGUGGUGGGGAUGGAAGUGUUGGAUGGGUUCUGUCCGAAAUUGACAGCCUCAAUCUUCACAAACAGUGCCAGCUGGGAGUGCUUCCCCUGGGUACAGGAAAUGACCUUGCCCGGGUGCUAGGCUGGGGAUCUGCAUGUGAUGACGACACCCAGCUACCACAGAUCCUGGAGAAGCUGGAGAGGGCCAGUACCAAAAUGCUGGACAGGUGGAGCAUCAUGGUGUAUGAAACCAAACUCCCUCGUCAGUCAUCGACUUCCACAGUCACUGAAGAUUUCAGUGAGGAUUCUGAGGUGCAGAAGAUUCUCUUCUAUGAAGACUCUGUGGCUGCUCAUUUGUCCAAAAUCUUGACUUCUGACCAACACUCUGUGGUCAUCUCCUCAGCCAAGGUGCUUUGUGAGACAGUGAAGGAUUUUGUGGCUCGAGUAGGGAAGGCCUACGAGAAAGCGACGGAAAGCUCAGAGGAGUCGGAGGUCAUGGCCAGGAAGUGCUCUGUCCUGAAGGAGAAGCUGGACUCCCUUUUGAAGACAUUAAAUGAUGAAUCUCAAGCCUCUUCGUCUCUGUCAAACCCACCUCCCACCAUUGCAGAGGAGACAGAAGAUGGUGAUGGAUCUGGCAGUGCUUGUGAUUCUUCUAGUGACCACUCCAUGGGAUCAUCAUGCACUGCCCGUCCCCAGAUAUUCCGGCCUAGAGAACAGCUAAUGUUGAGAGCCAACAGCCUGAAAAAAGCCAUUCGUCAGAUUAUAGAACAUGCAGAAAAAGCUGUUGAUGAGCAGAAUGCCCAGACACAGGAGCAGGAGGACUUCAUCCUGGGGCUUUCCACCUCUGAGGAGGGAAAGGAGCUGAGGAACGAGGAUAAAACCUCCCUGCAGCCAUUGCACAGUGGCAACUAUGGAGUUCCCAAAGGGAGGAGUCAUCGGAAAGUGUCCAAAUCUCCUUGUGAAAGGCUAAUAAACAAAGGAAGUUUGUCGCUGGGCAGCUCUGCAUCUCUUCCUCCCCAGACAGGAAACCGGGACAACCUGCCAAUGCUCAACACAAAGAUCGUCUACCCAAAUAUUCGUGCUGGUAUGUCUGGUUCUCUGCCUGGGAGUUCGGUCAUCAGCCGAUUGUUGAUCAAUGCAGAUCCCUUUAACUCUGAGCCAGAAAACCUAGAGUGUUACACAGAGAAGUGUGUCAUGAAUAAUUAUUUUGGAAUUGGAUUGGAUGCAAAGAUCUCUCUGGACUUCAACAACAAACGUGAUGAGCACCCAGAGAAGUGCAGAAGUCGUACUAAAAACAUGAUGUGGUAUGGAGUGCUCGGGACCAAGGAGCUACUACACAGAACAUACAAGAACUUGGAGCAAAAAGUCUUGCUGGAGUGUGAUGGGCGUCCGAUCCCUUUGCCCAGUCUUCAGGGGAUCGCUGUACUCAACAUUCCCAGCUAUGCUGGAGGCACUAACUUCUGGGGAGGCACCAAAGAAGAUGAUACAUUUACAGCCCCCUCCUUUGAUGACAAGAUCUUGGAGGUGGUAGCCGUGUUUGGUAGCAUGCAGAUGGCAGUGUCACGAGUGAUUAAUCUACAGCAUCACCGGAUUGCACAGUGCCGGACAGUGAAGAUAGCAAUCCUGGGAGAUGAGGGAGUGCCUGUACAAGUGGAUGGAGAAGCCUGGAUUCAACCCCCUGGUUAUAUUUGGAUUGUUCAUAAAAACAGGGCACAGACACUAACUAGAGACAGGGCAUUUGAGAGCACCCUAAAGUCCUGGGAAGAUAAACAGAAGUGUGAGUUGCCCCGGCCCUCCUCUUUCUCCCUGCACCCAGAGAUCAUGUCUGAAGAAGAGUCCACCCAGAUUAACCAGUUUGGUCAAGCGGCAGGAGCUCUGAUUCAUAGCAUUCGGGAAAUAGCCCAGUCCUAUCAAGACAUGGAACAGGAACUUGCUCAUGCAGUCAAUGCCAGCUCCAAAUCUAUGGACAAAGUAUAUGCCAAAUCCAAAUCGACAGAGGGUCUGAACUGCAGCCUUGUUGUAGAGAUGGUGAAUAACGUUAAAGCCCUGCAUAGUGAGACAGAGCUUCUGCUGGCUGGCAAGAUGGCACUGCAGCUGGAUCCUCCACAGAAGGAGCAGCUCCUAGCAGCGCUGACAGACAUGGACCUUCAGCUGAGGAAGUUAGCAGACAUCCCUUGGCUAUGGCAACUCAUGGAGCCCAGUGAUGAUGAGAACCAGAUGCUGGAUUAUUCCAAACGCAGCCGCAGUGGCAAAUUUCGGCUGGUGACCAAGUUUAAAAAGGAGAAAAACAACAAGAAUAAGGAGACUCGUAGCAGCAUGGGACUGCCUGUUCACCUCUGGGGAACGGAGGAGGUUGCGGCCUGGCUUGAGCAUCUCAGUCUUUGUGAGUAUAAGGAUAUCUUCAUCCGGCAUGACGUCCGGGGCUCUGAGCUCCUGCAUCUCGAACGGAGGGACCUCAAGGACCUGGGAGUGACCAAAGUGGGUCAUAUGAAGAGGAUAUUACACGGGAUCAAGGAGCUGAGCCGGAAUACUCUUGUCAGCGAGGUUUAGCCUCUGUUUUCACAGCCUGUGUCUACCAUUCCCCCUAACUUCUGCACAGCAUUCACCUCCCAGAGCAGCUAUGCUCAAAACUGUCACUGUUCAGAGUUCAUAUCAGCCAGUCAUGGUGCUACCUUUUUUCAUGUGUGGUACAGUUGCAUCCAGCAAGAGGCACCUUAUCUGCUGAGGGGGGUGGAGCCUCCCAGAAGAGAACUCAUCAGCCAUUUGAAGAACUCUGUCCUUAGACAUGGAAAGUCUUAGUUCUGGUGACAAUGCAGGACAACUGACAAUUGCAACACAGCUACCUUUAGUGUGUGAUUUCAUCAUAUUGGAAUUAUUCAGGGCAAAAGAUGUAUUGGCCAGUCAUAGUCUUUUCAGAUCUGAGACUUUCCCACUGGUCUGUAUGUGACAGCUGUAUCUGAUAUUGCUCAAAUGGGGCGACACUUGUCCUUUUGGCCUAUUGUAGCCCCCUUCUGGAUACAUCCUUCAGUUGCAUGUGAUCUGCAAGAGAAGCUCAAAGCCAGUGCAAGUCUGCCCUUGCAGUGAUUCUCUCUGUGUCACUUAUGCCUUGCAACAAACAAUGCAUGUGGUUACAGCCUUUUGCACCAGCCUACAGUCUCACCCUCGGCCUGUGUCUGUCCUCCUUCAGCCAAUGAUGGUGGUGCAGCCAAAUUCAGAGCCAUUGCAGUUAGGUGAAAAUUCCAGCCAGUCACAGAGGACAUUCUCUGGCUAGCCCCUUAUCGCUUGACAAUAGAGCAAAAAUUGUACAGGCAAUUCGCUUAUGAAAUCACCCAUUCAGUAUUCAUCUUUAGGAGACUGGGGGGAAGAACCACUCAUGGCAGGAGGGGUAAAUUAGCCAAAUGGGAUACAGAAACAAUUCGACCCACCUUGUUAGGGGAACAGCAUGUCAGGCACCAGAUUGGAGCCGGUUAGGAACGGCUUCUUUUCAGGUCAGUGCCACUUCCAUAGCUACAAGUGAAUGGAUACUAACAAUAGACCUGUGGCUUUAAUUUAUAUACAAGGGCAGAAAACACUCCCCUCUCUUGAAGGAUAUAAAGCUAUCAUUGAAACUUGCAUCUUUUCCCCUAUUUAAGUCUUUGUGCUGCUUUUCCCCCUCCUGUCUCUCUCAAGCUGCCUUGUUCCCUCACAACAGUGCUGGUGGAUGCCAAAGGAAACAGGGUCACUUACUCUUCAUGGCAUUGUACCUGCUACUAAGAGAGCAUGUGCCUUGGAACAUUGAGGGAUUUUGUAGAAGCAUCUGGAGUUAGUGUUACAUGGCAGAGGAGCAUCAUGUUGAAAAGUGAUGCCCCUUUGGCAACUAGCCUCUGAUGCCAGCAUGUGGAAGAUGGGAAAAUCAGCACGUCUGAAUCAGAGGUCAUAGACUGCUUCCGGAUUCCUGUUCUAUUGAUUAACCUCCGUCAAGUGACUGGUGAAGCCCAAAGCCCAGCAGACCUAGUUCAGUUGGUGUGAUUAUCAUUGGGGAGGGGGCUUGCUGGCAGUUAGCACCAAAAAGCUGGAAAGAGGGGAGGACUUUUUCGUUACAUCUUUUGUAUGUUUUUU